GUCUCUUCGGCAUUUCGUCUUUUCCGGUCAGUUUCGCGUUCAAUCUUCGAGGCGUUGGUUACGCCUGAUGUGUUGUACCGUAGUACUCGUUCCUGGUUCAAUUGACAUUGGAUUAUUAUAAAACUCAAUGGUGCAAAGAAGAAACACUUUCUUCAGAAAAAAACGUGAUUUGACUCUUGUUAAGUGAAAGAUAUUUCAGAGAGAGAACGAUCAUUUUAAGAAUUACAAGGGCGUGCCGAGUAUGAUCCAAUGAAAGACAGAAACCAACAGUGGAAGUGGAAAUACAAGUCGUCGAAGAUAAAAUACACGUGGAACGACUUGAAAGAGGAAAUCUCAAGGUUAAACGGAUCUGAACUAAAGUGAACCGAAAGUGAUCGAAGUGUCCUCCUGAUGAUGGAUUCGAUACGAGACCUGAAACGGUUGCUCUAUGAGAGGACAGAAGCGCUUCGACGUCGCGACGACGUGAUCGAAUUGUUGGAAAAGGCUGUGGAGGAACGCGACAUCACUAUCCAUUGUCUGCAAAAUGAGAUCGACAAAUUUCGGCAAAUCGUUGACUUCAGUUUGUCAUCUGGCGGUAUUGGGCCUGCUCAGAAAGCCAAAAGACAAGCGAUUUCGGCGGAACCGCUUACCAAAGACACCAGGGUAAUCAUCAAGUUUCAUAAACCGAAAAGAUCUCGUGAACUGAUCAAAGCAGCCAUUUUGGACAAUGACUUCAUGAAGAACCUGGAGUUAACGCAAAUCCGGGAGAUCGUGGAUUGCAUGUAUCCUGUUACUUUCUCGGCAGGUUCAACCAUCAUACGCGAAGGAGAUGUUGGAUCCAUUGUAUAUGUCAUGGAG
Molecule: messenger RNA, 837 nt
Organism: Heterotrigona itama
Lineage: Eukaryota; Metazoa; Arthropoda; Insecta; Hymenoptera; Apidae
Source: the annotation of a GenBank genome assembly